AUGAAUAUCAACGCAGAUGAGAGAUUGGAUCUGACAUCCGUGACCAAUCACGGAGACAAUACCUCCAAUUUAUCAAGCCAAGAACAGAAACUAUUCAAGGUUCUGCACGAUGUUGUCCAGCCCGGCGAUGCGAUAACGCCAGACGCAGCUGCAGAACAGAUCAAUGAGUAUCUUCGUAGCCACCCGAAUCGAUCCGGGGAAAGGGAAGAAGAUACUGAAGUUGUCGGGGAUUUCCUGGGUUCUUUCUGGUCGCUAUUGACCUCUGUUGUGGAAUAUACACCUUACAACCACCCCGGCCAAGACCGACUCGUCAUUACGAUGCAAUCCUUGACCAAAAGGACUCAGGGAUCUUACGCAAUUUGGGGGGUAUGUUCCCCAAAAUUGAAUCUAGAAAUAGAUGAUCAGCAACUAAUCCAAUCCAGCAAUCUGCACUACAAGUUUGCAACCCCCUCCUUCAACAACCCAUACCAUGAAAUGCCUGGCGCAAAAGAAUGGAUCAACAUAAACGCAUUCACAGCCCGACUAAUCGGUGCAAAGAUCGUGAACUGGGAAACCUUUCCAAUCUGGGCCCUGCGGGAAGCACUCGAAGAGCCCUUCCGUAGCGUGGCGGAAAACGAUAUCCACGCCCUUGUCGCUGCGCAGUGGAUUUUCCAUGCUGGGGAGGUUAUCUACGGCCUUAGUGUUGAGGAGUCUCUUGUUGAGAACCCGAGGAUUACGAAGGGGGGUUCGCUGUUUGAUGGAGAGAGCGGGUUUAAUAUGAAGCGGUGGGCGUUUUGGAAGAAGAGGGCCGGGGCAUUGAGUAAUGAAGUUUCGGCUGAUGUUAGAGAGAUUGCUUCUGCUGUUGUUGAGAAGAUGUCUGAGAUCGAAGGGAACUAG
This is a messenger RNA of Penicillium manginii, 876 nucleotides long. RefSeq names its product DUF3632 domain-containing protein. The coding region runs from base 1 to 876 and encodes 291 amino acids. The transcript is spliced from 2 exons. The record is from RefSeq and is a predicted model, not a curated record. NCBI's taxonomy places the organism in Eukaryota, Fungi, Ascomycota, Eurotiomycetes, Eurotiales, Aspergillaceae.